This is a messenger RNA of Symbiodinium sp. CCMP2592, 4095 nucleotides long. Lineage: Eukaryota; Dinophyceae; Suessiales; Symbiodiniaceae. The record is from the annotation of a GenBank genome assembly.
AUGGAAUCCCCUCGACGGCUACUGAGCCCGGGCAGCCGUAGCGCCCCCGUGGCAGUGCGCGAGGGCAGGCCUUCUUCUUUGCACUAUGCCGCUGCGCUCCAGUCAGUCAAGCUGCAAGAUCUACUCCCUCAGGCCCGCCGACGGCGGCGAAAAUUCGCUGCCAUAGAGGUGGUCGAUCCGGAGGAGUUCGAUCCGGCCCUCGGCUUCUGGCGAAGCGCUCGCCUUUUGGAGUAUCAGAUCCCUGAAUCUUCUCUCCAAGAUGAGCCUGCGGACUAUUUCAUUUCACACGUCUGGCAGCCAUGGGAUCAGGCACAAAACCGAGAUCACUGGGCGGAAGAGAAGGUCGCCCUGCUCAAGCUUUGGGCCACGACACGCAAGGCAAUGGGCGACGACAGGAAUGGUGCGACGCCCUGGUUCCUUCUGGAAAGUGACCAGGAGCGGCGCGAGGCGCUCUUAGAUCCUGCCCGAGCUUGGCACGGCAUGCGCUGCUGGGUGGAUAAGGCCUGCGCACACCGAGGCUUCGCCACGGGCUGCCCUGCUCAAGAGGCUAUCAGGGCCAGCAAGGAUGCCCUCGCGAAUUGUCACACCCUUGUCGCUCUGGUCAGUCAUCCGGGCUACUUCCGGCGUCUCUGGUGCUGCUUCGAGCUCGUGUUCUUCGUCGUCCGUGUGGCUCCGCACUACCGGAACGUCGAGUUCCUUCUACCGGAGUCCAUGCUGGAGCCGGAAGCGCUAGCGGAGUUGGCUCGCGCAGCUGCGAGCGUCACACUACCCGAACUGUUGGCCACAGGGCAAGCGCAGCGCGCGGAGCUCUUGCGAGAGAUGGAAGCCUUGGAGGUCGACGAAGUGGGCUUCCGGAAUUUCCUUCGAUCCACUCUUUUGGCUCUCCUCGGGCUUUCCGUCCUCCUCCGCUGUGCGGAAGGCUGCGCAGCCUUCUCAGGUGGGAGCCUCGACGUGAUAGCCGAGGCAUGUUGGGAGGCGGGCUUGCGCGGGUUGAGCAAAGUCCUCAGCACCGCGACGCCUGGUGUUUGGUGGCGCACGGCGUAUCGCCACGUUCGCCGUCGCGUCGUGAACGAGAGGCAUCACAUGGAUGAUCCGUCUACCCGGAAGGACUCCCUUGAUUCAGAUGAUGACCGGCGUGCCGAGCACGACGUGAGCUCAGGCGAGGAAGAGAGCGAGGCGGAAGAUCCUCUGGAGAUGUUAGCGCAGUACGUGAAUCAGAAGUUUUUUGGGGGAGCCAAGCAUGCCCAUGAGGCGAGGCAUACCUUUGAAGUGGAGCUGGAUGGAAUAGACGAAGAAGGCGAGGAGGAGGAGGAAAAGGAGGACGACCCGGUGGUGGAGGAAGGUGCAGAGGAGCCCGACGAGGUCGUGGAGGCGGAGCAAGAGCCGCUGUGCACUCCUCGAGAAGCCGGGGAGUUUGCAGCGCACUAUUGCAUGGUGAAAGAAGCAGCGCAGCGUCCGCAAGAGUUGGCUUUGGAGUACGUUCGGCGGCUCAGUCGCCAACUGAGCCAAGGCGGCCCGCUACCGACCUUGAUCGAGGCUCUGGAAGAGACGACCGAAGCUGACGCUCCAGAAGUGACCGAGAAGCCUUCAGAAGCCUUCCGUGGAGAGGAAGAGUCCAACGCCUGGAAGUGUGUGCUGGCCCGAAGCGGCCUCGUGGUGGCCCCGGGCUUCGAAGACUUCUGGCAUGGAGCGACGGGCGAACCGCUGGAAGCAGACACGCGGGCGAAUGCAAGAGUCUUCUUCGAGUCGUGGCAACUCUAUCGUCGGCGUGUUUGUAAGUGGUUUGACAGCAAGGUGGUUCCUCAACUCGAGGUGUGGCGGCAACGCGGCGUGAGGACCACCGGCAUUUUCGAGGAGGCUUUUCGGGACGUCCUACUGCAGGUCGGGGGCUCCGUUCAAGACGACCUCCACCGGCAGCUGCUAUCUCCAAAGGAGGAGCCCAAAGAUCCGGCAGAGCAGCGGCCGGCAGUGUGGACGAAUCCGACUGUGGGACGCCUCCUUGUGCUCUCACGGCGGCAGAAGACCUUCCAGAAUCACACCAACCCCCUCAGAGGUGAUGCCGAUUCCGAGGUAACCGACCUAUCUCUGCGACCCGCCAUUCUGAUGAGCACAUUGCCUCUGCGGGUUGCUGAGGAGCCGCGUGUCAGCGUGGUCUGCGCUCGGCCAUUUCGGGGUCCACCUGGCUGGCGUCGGGCCGUAGCCCUGCAGUCCCUCGGGGCGCCAGCCCUAAGCGCAGCCGUCUAUCAGUUGUUGGUGAAUUUCACCUCUGACGGCUUCUUCGUCGCAUUUGAGGAGUCUGCUGGAGAGCAACAGCGAGGCUGCACUCAAGAGGGCGUCGAAGCUGAGGUCCUGGUUCCACGGCUCUUGUUGCAGGUGCGAGGGGCUCUUCACUGUCAGGUGGUGUGUGGUGUGCGAAUGACAGGCCGGCUCGAGGCGCAGCCGGUAGCUGAGAACCCGGGGACCGUUGGAGGUCGCGAGCAGGAAGAGGCGGGAAAAUCCCCGUUUCACGGUCUUCAGCUCCGAGGUUUUGAACCAGGGAAAGGCGAGCGAAGCAAUCCUAUCGGUGCCAGCGCUGCGGCCAGUGGCACCCCCAACUUCAAUCUGGUCUUCCAGCUCCGACCGCCGACAGCGGAAGAAGGAAAAGAGGCAGUCUUGUCCGGCGUCGGAAUUAUCAUUCGUGAUGAUGCCCCAAAAUUAAACAUCUUCCGGGAGGAGACGCCAGAUGGCAUUGCAGACGUCAUCCGAGGGGCAAGUUUGACCUGGGCCACUAGUUGGAGCGGAUGGAUUCCAUUGCCCGAGUUGGCACUGGAGAGAAGGGUCUACAGGCCUUUCUCGAGAUGGAUCAAGCACGGGCCGGAGCAGCUUGGGGUUGACGUCAAAGAAGCGAAGCAACAGUGGCUCAGGAAGAAAAACACUGCCAGUGAUAUUGCAGAAGAAGACGAGCAAUGGGUCCUCCCUCUCCCCAUGCCUUAUGAGAUCUACAUGCUCGGAGCGAACGGCGCCGAGCAUCGGAAGGGCAUGCGUGUGGAAGGGCCGAAGCAGAAGAAGCCAACGGUCACAAGCAUCGGCAGUGGCACCAAGCGCAUUCGGUCCAAAUAUACAGUGAAUCCUGGCUACACGCCAGUGGCCGACUGCUUCUGCGUCCGAUUCUCUCCCGACGACCAGUACCUGGCUGCAUCCUUUGCCAAUGGUGCGAUUCACGUCUACAGUGCAGAGACAGGACGCCAGGAGUUCGUGCUGAAUAGCACUCCGGCGACCACCGAGCUCUCGGCCACGCCUUUGCCCACGACGCAGCUGCGUUGGAGGCCACAUGGCGCUGCUUCGAAGACUCAGAGUGUCCUGAUCUCCGUUAACGCCGAGUUCGACGGCCAGAUCCUGCAGUGGCACAUCAAGUCGGGAAAGUGCCUUCACACAAUCACGGAGAAGGGCAACCAGCUUUUUUGUCUCGACUAUUUCAACGACGGCAGUCAGUUUGCCACGGCUGGUCGGGAUCGACUCGUUCGAGUUUACGACGAGGCGACGAAGAGGCAGGUGAUGACGCUGCAGGGGGGUGACAUGAAGGAGACGGCAGGGCACUCCAAUCGAGUCUUCUCUCUGAAGUACCACCCCGAGGACCCCAAUCUCAUCCUGUCCGGCGGCUGGGACAACACGGUACAGCUGUGGGACACUCGGAAAGGCAUUUCCGUGCGAAGUCUCUGGAACUGCUACAUUUGUGGCGAUUCUGUUGACAUCUCCACAGAUGGCAAGCAGAUCCUUACAGGGUCCUGGCGCACGGAAAACGCCCUGCAACUCUGGGACUUCGGCACCGGGAAGUGCGUGCAGAACGUCGACUGGGAGAGCGCCUCCUCAAAGAAUCCUUGCAUGAUCUUUGCGGCCCAGUUCAGCAAGGAUACGAACAGCAAUAUGAUUCUCGCCGGCGGGUCGCAGGAGAACGAGGCGAAGUUCUUCCUUCGCCAGCCCGGGGCGCAACCGGUACCCUUCGGUGCGCUCGUCGCCAUGCCGAAGCCCGUCUUCACGGUGGAUUGGUCCAAUGCCGGGAAGUACGCGGCAGUGGGAUCUGCUGAUGGUCAAGUCCGAGUGAUGGAGGUCGUUUGA